Messenger RNA from Coturnix japonica (Japanese quail), 4323 nucleotides. It is a transcript of the gene BMI1, whose product is annotated as BMI1 proto-oncogene, polycomb ring finger. The record is from RefSeq and is a predicted model, not a curated record. Gene Ontology annotation, cellular component: PRC1 complex. Gene Ontology annotation, biological process: negative regulation of transcription by RNA polymerase II. NCBI's taxonomy places the organism in Eukaryota, Metazoa, Chordata, Aves, Galliformes, Phasianidae. Gene Ontology annotation, molecular function: promoter-specific chromatin binding.
UCGGUCACGUGUGCGCGUGUCGAAGGUCGCGGCGCCGCAAUGGAGCUGUGUCCGUGGGUGCAGGGCGGCUGCCGGCUGCUGGGCGACCCCCGGCGCCUCGACGGCCGCGCGUACAGCGCGCUGCUCCGGGGCGCCUUCAGGGCCGUCCUGCAGCCCCACGGCAGCGGGGCCGACCCCGAGCUGAGCGACGUUGACCCCGCGGUGCUGAAGCAGUGCCACGCCGCCGCCGCCGCCUGCAUCCUGGAGGCGGGCAGGCAGAGAGCCGACCCCGCGGCACUCAGCGCCUGCCUGGAGGAGUGCAAGCUGGACAAGGAGCGGAUCGAGCAGUUCUGCACCGAGUACCAGAAAAACCGGGAUGCACUGGAGGAGCUGCUGGGGAGCAUAGGCCGGGCCCCUCCACACGUGACAGACGUGUCCUGGCGCCUGGGGUACCGCAUCCAGACCCACGAGCUGCACCGAGCCUACCAGCCCACCUACCUGCUGACCCUCAGCACCGAGAACAGCGAUGCGGGAUCACAGACAGACCUCAGCUUCAGCUGCACCAUGGAGCAGCUGCAGGAUUUGGUCGGGAAGCUGAAGGACGCUGCCAAGAGCCUGGAGAGAGCAACACAGCUCCGAUUUUCCCCUCCCGUACCGCCUGGGUUCAGUUCCCCACACCCGAGGGCGCGGUAUCGGCUCGGGCCGCACGGAGCUCCGCGUUCCCCUUGGGCUGACCCGGAGCUCGACGGCGGCUCCCUCCGUCCGUUCGUCUCGGCGAUGCCCCCCACUCGCACCUGCCGCCGGGGGGAGCGCGGGCGCCGCGGGACGGGACGGGUCGGGCCGCCCCCACGGGGUGGCGCGGAGGGGCCCCGACGGAGGGCAGCGGGACGGCCCCGGUGCAGCCCCGCUCCGCGCUACGGGGCUCUGCCGCCUCCCCCUCCCCCGGAGGGGCCCCGCCUGGCGCUGCCCCACGCGUGGCUUAAGUUGGGCGAGCGGCGGGGCAGAGCGGGCGGCGGUAAGAUGGCGGUCCCCGGCUGCUCCCGGCGCCUCUCUCCCGGCCGUGCGGAAAACGGCGAAGUUUGGGGUAACCCCGCGGCGAGGGGCGCCGGGGGGGGCAGCGCCGGGACUCAACUUUUUUCUUUUUUUUUUUCCUUUUUUUCUUCGCUUUUUUUUUUUUUUUUCCCCCCCGUACUUUUGGGUCGAACUCGCGGUUUUCAGCGUGGGCUUCGGGGCGGCGUGCGGGGUGCGGAGCCCCGGAGCGGAGGGACGGAGCCGCGGACGGGGCCGCGCUCGAUCGAGGUUUUCCUUCUGUCCGGCCCCGGAGGGGAUCAUCGCUCUCGCAGCCCCCGCCGGGUGCGGCGCCGCGCGUGGGGCCCCCGACGGCCGCGGGCGGACGGCUGUGGAGGUGUGUGCGGGUGCGUGGCCUGGCGGAAAAUCCACGCGGGCAGAGCCGUGGGGAGCUGUCAGUAUUUGCGAAAAAUCAGAGCCGCCUCGCCCCGCGCCAAAAUGCACCGGACGACCAGGAUCAAAAUCACGGAGCUGAACCCGCACCUCAUGUGCGUGCUGUGCGGCGGGUACUUCAUCGACGCCACCACCAUCAUCGAGUGCCUGCACUCCUUCUGCAAGACGUGCAUCGUGCGGUACUUGGAGACGAGCAAGUACUGUCCGAUCUGCGAUGUCCAAGUGCACAAAACCCGGCCGCUGCUCAACAUCAGGUCAGAUAAAACUCUGCAGGAUAUUGUGUACAAGCUGGUACCGGGCCUUUUCAAAAAUGAAAUGAAAAGAAGAAGGGAUUUCUAUGCUGCUCAUCCGUCGGCUGAUGCUGCCAAUGGCUCUAAUGAAGACAGGGGAGAAGUGGCUGACGAAGACAAAAGAAUUAUAACAGACGACGAGAUAAUAAGCUUAUCCAUUGAGUUCUUUGACCAGAACAGACUGGAACGGAAAGGAAAUAAAGAGAAAGAGAAAUCAAAGGAGGAGGUGAAUGACAAAAGAUACUUGCGCUGCCCGGCAGCGAUGACAGUGAUGCAUCUACGAAAGUUCCUGCGGAGUAAGAUGGAUAUCCCCAACACGUUCCAGAUCGAUGUGAUGUAUGAGGAGGAGCCCCUGAAGGACUACUACACGCUGAUGGACAUUGCCUACAUCUAUACCUGGAGACGGAAUGGCCCACUGCCCCUCAAAUACCGCGUGCGGCCCACCUGCAAGAGGAUGAAGAUCGGUCACCAGCGGGAAGGCCUCAGCAACAGCGGCGAGCUGGAGAGCGACUCUGGCAGCGACAAAGCCAGCAGCCCAGCCGGGGGGCUGCCCUCCACCUCCUCCUGCCUGCCCAGCCCCAGCACGCCGGUCCAGUCUCCCCACCCACAGUUCCCACACAUCUCCAGCACCAUGAACGGCACCAGCAGCAGCCCCGGCAGCAACCAUCAGUCCUCCUUCACCAACAGAGCGCGGAAAUCCUCCAUAAAUGGCUCCUCGGCCACUUCGUCCGGCUGACGGCCUGGCUUCGACCCUCCUCUCUAUAGAUCUCUCAUGCCAUUACAGCUUUAUAGAUGCUAAUACACGUGACUCUCGUCCAAACUGCUUUCUUUUGUAGUGACACUGAACUUGGCUAUGAAAGGCGAACUAGGUGACAUUCGCUGUGGACGUUAAUUGCGACGCGAGAUUGAAAUGUAAAUGGUUUCCAAAGGACCGGGAAGCAAACAGAAGUGACACCUGGGUGUGCUGAGUGCUGCGGGGCCCUCAGCCCGACCGAGCUGGUAGAAGCCCUGGGACGUAGCUGGUUAACCCAGACUAAGUCCUCCACCGCGUUCUCUUCGAUUGUUAUUGUUAUUAUGCCGUUUUGUGAACCUGUAGAAAGCAAGUGCUUUUUCAUCUUGAAAUUCGACGAAACAGAAAGGAUAUGCAUAGAAUAAUGCAUAUAUGUAGCCAUGUCACUGUGAAUAACAAUUUUUGCGUAUUAGCCAUUUUGAUUCUUAUGUUGCAUCCUUAAUUCUCUGUUGCCGCGCAGAACCGAUCAAACAAAAAGUAAACUUCAGUUUUACAAUCUGUAUGCCUAAAAGCGGGUAUUACCGUUUUAUUUACUGACUUGUUUAAAUGAUUCGCUUUUGUAAGAAUCAGAUGGCAUUAUGCUUAUUGUACAAUGCCAUAUUGGUAUAUGACAUAACAGGAAACAGUAUUGUAUGAUAUAUUUAUAAAUACUAUAAAGAAAAUAUUGUGUUUCAUGCACUCAUUAUAUGGUUGUUAAAUUUCAGAACCGGUUCGACCCUUGCAGAUGCCGCCUGGUUGAGCUCUGCUCGCACUGCCAUAGAGCCGCAGCGCUGAGGAAGCACAACCGCUCCGCUAACCUGGAGGCGAUUGCCAAUCCCCAAAGCAUUUGACUGCCUUUGUCUUUAUUUUUCCCCUUUCUUUCCCCCUCUCUCCCAGGUGUGGUUUAUUUUUUACUUUACCGAAUGUUGUUGAAGUGAUGAAGGAAAAAAAAAACACACAAAAAAAAAGCAAAAAAAAAAAAAAGCAAAAAAAAACACCAAAAACCCAACAAAAAAAAAAAAGUGAAGGGAGAUGAAAGUAAUUGAUGUGCUUGAUUGCCUUUUUAUUACUCGGUGCGGUGGGGACUGUGUUUUUAAAAGCACACGGAAUCACUCGAGAAGCCAUAAACUAUUUGGUAUAAAUUUUAAGGAGCCAGCGGUUGGCUGCGUGAAGGCGUUUUAUCUAAAUUGCUUUUUAAUAUAUAUGUAUAUGGUACAGUACUAACUUCAGUAGAGCUUAACAGGUACUUGAAUCCUUCCGAUAAAUUGCAGAGAACGCCUCCUCGGUGAGGGCCUCCAGCGGGGCGUUUCCUGGGGGCUCCUGAGGGUGUGAUUUGUUCAGCAGAAGGGACUUUUCCGCCACCAAACAGAACGGCCCGGAACACUUUUCAGUUUGUGCUUUGCUUUGGUCGAACUUCGUGUGUGUUCAUCACCCACCAGUUAUACAUUUGUGAGGGUGUUUAUUCUAUAUGGAUAUUGUUUCAUGUUUGUACGGGAAAAUUGUAGUUAAAACAUUUCAUUGUCUCCAGUCUGCAAAAGAAGCACAAUUCUAUUGCUUUGUCUUGCUUAUAGUCAUUAAAUCAUUACUUUUGCAUAUAAAUUGCUGUUAUUCGUCCCGCUUGUUUUUAUAGACCAGGUGAUUGCAAACCCUCCACAAGGUUCUUGCUUAUUGAUGUAUAAUGUCUUGUUAAACAAGAGUUGAUAUUUUUUCCUGUAGUAAACAUGUACAGUUCGAUUUCAACGGUAAAAAACUUCAGUUUUAUAUACACGAAUAACUUUCAUUUAUAGUUGAUCAAAGAAAUAAACAAAUAAAAGGGAUAAUUCA